Nycticebus coucang (slow loris) is the source of this 552-nucleotide messenger RNA. Its product is annotated as ubiquitin-conjugating enzyme E2 variant 2-like. Lineage: Eukaryota; Metazoa; Chordata; Mammalia; Primates; Lorisidae. Gene Ontology annotation, biological process: DNA damage tolerance; protein K63-linked ubiquitination. The record is from RefSeq and is a predicted model, not a curated record. The coding region runs from base 17 to 424 and encodes 135 amino acids. Gene Ontology annotation, cellular component: nucleus. The transcript has a single exon.
CGGCCUGCAAGAUAAGAUGGCGGUCUCCACAGGAGUUAAAGUUCCUCGUAAUUUUCACUUGUUGGAAGAACUUGAAGAAGGACAAAAAGGAGUAGGCGAUGGUACAGUUAGCUGGGGCCUUGAAGACGACGAAGAUAUGACACUUACAAGGUGGACAGGCAUGAUUAUUGGGCCACCAAGGACAAGUUAUGAAAACAGAAUGUAUAGCUUGAAAGUAGAAUGUGGACCCAAAUACCCAGAAGCUCCUCCGUCAGUUAGAUUUGUAACAAAAAUUAAUAUGAAUGGAAUAAAUAAUUCCAGUGGCAUGGUGGAUGCACGUAGCAUACCAGUUUUAGCAAAAUGGCAAAAUUCAUAUAGCAUUAGAGUUGUACUUCAAGAGCUAAGACGUCUAAUGAUGUCCAAAGAAAAUAUGAAGCUUCCAUAGCCACCAGAAGGACAAACAUACAAUUAAUUUUAGUGGAUCUCAAACUUGUCUUAAAUCAACAACCUUUUACUCAUGUUAAUGUCUUGAUUAAAUAUCACAAUGCAAAAUACCCACACAUUAAGUAAAGG